GGUCACACCGAGCCAGAGCAACCCAUCCGCAACUCUUUCCCUCCACCCGCUCGCGCUCACGGCCGCCGCGAUGCCGCCACCGCCGCCGCAGCCGGCCCACCUCCGCCUCCGGGUCUCCAUCACCCCGCCCCACCCGCUCCCUCUCCCCUACUCCCGCCGCUUCUCCUCCGCCACGUCUGGCCUAGCCACCGCUCGCCACCUCUCCCUCCGCCGCGGCAGCCGGCGCCGCGCCCCCGUGUGCGCCGCGCGGAGCGAGGCCGCGGGGGCCGAGGGGUUCGACGAGGAGCUCGGAAGGCUCCUGGAGCUGCUCCCUGGGGAGCUGCGGCAGCGGGUGGAGGACCACCCGGAGCUCCCCGCUCUGGUGGAGGUGGUCAUGGACCUCGGCCGCCCCCCGCUCGCGCGCUUCCCCUCCGGCGACUUCCUCCUCUCCCACCGCCCCAUCUCCUUCGACGACCUCCGCCAGGCCACUGCGAAGGUUGGGGACUUUGGAGGGGACAAUCGCGCCGGGAUUAGCCGCACGCUGCACCGGAUCAGCGCGAUCAGGAACAGGCAGGGAGACAUUGUAGGACUGACCUGCCGCGUCGGGAGGGCUGUGCCCGGAAGUGCUAAUUUGCUUCAGGAUUUGGUGAAGGAUGGUGGGUCGUUGCUGCUCAUCGGCCCACCAGGGGUGGGGAAGACAACUGUCAUAAGAGAAAUUGCACGAAUGCUAGCAGAUGACUAUGAGAAGCGGGUGAUGAUUGUUGAUACAUCCAAUGAGAUAGGUGGAGAUGGUGAUAUUCCUCACCCAGGAAUAGGCAAUGCUCGUAGGUUGCAAGUGCCCAACCAAGAAAUGCAGCAUAAGGUGUUGAUAGAAGCUGUGGAGAAUCACAUGCCUCAGGCAAUCGUCAUCGAUGAAAUUGGAACUAAGCUAGAGGCUAUGGCUGCUAGCACCAUUGCACAGCGGGGGAUACAACUUGUUGCUUCCGCUCAUGGUGUAACAAUAGAGAACCUGACCAUGAAUCCUUCACUAGAUAUGCUUGUAGGAGGAAUACAGAGCGUCACCCUUGGUGAUGAAGAAGCAAGCAGGAGAAGGGUCCAAAAAACGGUCCUAGAGCGUAAGGGCCCAUCAACAUUCGCAUAUGCUGUAGAGAUCGUGUCGAAAACUGAGUUGCGUGUCCAUCGUAGUCUGGAAGCUACAGUAGAUGCUCUGCUUGCAGGUAGAAUGCCUAAUGUUGAAAUUCGUAAGUUGGGUUCAACCGGCUCGGUGCAGCAGGAAGUUUCUGUCCAGAAGGAUCAAUUUCGUCGUGGUCCUUACGAAAUUGCAUCUCAAUUUGAAGUUGCUUCCAUAAGUAAUGCAAGAACAAGCUUGGACUCUACAUUUAAUCUUGAUUCUGCCAACGGACAUAUAGAGAACUCUAAUGUGUCUGAGGCAGGCUUCAAUCUCUAUGCUUAUGGGAUAUCCGAGGAAAUUGCCUUGCAAGCAAUUAAACAACUGGAGCUGGAGGACAUGAUUACUUUGACUUAUAACAUCAGUGAAGCUGAUGCAGUGAUUGCUUUGCAAUCGAAGCUCAAGAAGAAUUCUCAGAUUCAGGCUGUGUUGAAAUCUGAAGAUAUACCGGUUUUCUUCGCUAAGACAAACUCCCUGGUGCAAAUUACCCGGGCACUUCGUGUCCUUGUCGACGAUCACGUGGAUGGAUUGAUCGAUGUUGAAGAUAAGGAGGAAGUAAGAUCAUCAGAGGAAACCGAUGCUUGGGAGGAAGCAAGAUUGGCAGUCGAGCAGGUAGUGAUCCCGAAGGGGGAGAGCGUGCAGCUCCUGCCCAGACCAUCGACCAUCAUCUCUUCCCAAGUGAACCUCGUCGAAAGUUUCAACCUGAAGUGGGAAGUCACAGGCAAGGAGCCGAACGCUUGCCUGAGAAUCCUUCCGCAGUUCGCUGACAGGGAAGAGGGUACCACCUCGGAGCAAGAGACCUCCGAGACCGCACCCGGGCUCACAGAUUCAGAUGGCAGCUUCGAUGGCAUGGACUAUACGCAGACUGGUGUCACCAGGCUACCUUUCCUCCCAGAGUAGCAUCUUGUUGAGCUCCUUGGCUGUCUCUUGUCUGUUUGGCAGAUAGAUAGUGCUGCUUUUCAACUCGCACCGAACAUAACGGGAUCGGAUCCAACUCAGAACUGCACGACAACGUCUGGAUCGUUUCGCAUCUUUGCUCUUGGUGACAUCGUCAUUGGCAUGAAUCUUGCCAACUAUCAGUGCUGAGACGACGAGCAAACGCUGUAUUUUAUUUGGCCGAGUUGCAACUACGCCAUGGGGGAUCGUCCAUCGCUCUAUCUGUCGAAUGUUGCGACCAUCACUGUCAUCCACGGCACCAUGCAUGCCCACGUUUUCACACGGCACCAUGCAUGCGUGCAUAUCCAGAAUUCCAGAAUGCCUGCCUCCUCACUGUACUUUGCUGCCAUUCUAUCGUGUGUCAUUUUAUUUUCGAAAAGAGGAAAAGACCCUCUGCCUCUGAAUGCACCUAUCCAUGUAUAUUAUUAACGAAAUUUGUAUUUUCCAAA
This is a messenger RNA of Triticum urartu, 2532 nucleotides long. NCBI's taxonomy places the organism in Eukaryota, Viridiplantae, Streptophyta, Magnoliopsida, Poales, Poaceae. The record is from RefSeq and is a predicted model, not a curated record.